Molecule: messenger RNA, 1287 nt
Organism: Akanthomyces muscarius
Lineage: Eukaryota; Fungi; Ascomycota; Sordariomycetes; Hypocreales; Cordycipitaceae
Exons: 5
Coding region: 1-1287 (428 amino acids)
Source: RefSeq, a predicted model, not a curated record
AUGGACAGCGUUUUCAACUUUAUCCCGCUUUGGACGCAGGAUGAGUGUAUUGCGGACUCAAAAUUGGCUAUCGACUCAAUAAGAAGCAAAGUUUUACGACUGUGUUUGGAAAGGAACAGGAGCAGGGAAGAGAGGUCCCCAUGCCUUGGGGAUGUAUUGCACGAUGUUGUUUACGCCAUUGAAAGCCUGCUUUGGAACCCGCAAGAUGAAAACGACAUCAUUGAUCGAAUAGUUGCGUUCGGCGCAGAGCAGAAAACCGACCCCGUUCUGAUGGUCAAAGAAGCGAUCGCUCUCUGGUACAUUAGCGCAGUGCCAAUUUCUACCCGAGAUCCUCACCAGGGUUUACCACCUGAUGCAGAGAUAGAGGUAGAGGCCGGCGCGACAAUAUUGAGAUGGAACAGACAAUAUGCAGCUAGCAAGCACGAAAUUGCCAACCUCGGCCUCAUGGCAAUGCUGACGACAUCUGAGACAUGGUCACGUCCGGAAAGCCCAAGCCUCCAGUUCGGAACUUUAGUUGCAAACGCCGCCACUGCAAUUUUGUUUGGAGCUUUCAUGAUUUUCCCGAAAAUAAAGAUCAGCGAGCCCUUGAGUUUACUGGUAUCGGUUCUCAAAGACAACGAGGCGAUGCAAUUGUAUUUGAGAACCACCUGGCAAUUGGCUCGAGAGGGUGCGUCAAAGUACACCAACUCUCCGUCUGCUGAGUUUGGAGCAACUGCCUCUGAGGUCAAGAUCGAUCACGCAGGAAGGCGAUUGUUGUGCAAAGUUGGACAAGAGAGUUGGUCUGAGGCGUCUGUCUGGCAUCCCUGUCGAAAAACACCUGGCUCCGCCUGGAAUAAAUUUAUGAAGAAUACGCAGCAACCAUACUUCCCCCUCAAGAAAACCAGGACGGCUCUUCAAUAUCGACUUCCAAGCUCUUGUCUCUCCCUAGCGGAGCCAUGGGAAAUAUAUUAUUCUGAACUGCGCUCUAAAUUUGAUCAGGCACACCGACAGAGAAUCACCCUUUCUAAUAGUGAGAGGGCAGCGCAAUUCUCGAAACUAGCAGAUGAAACUUGCUUGCCAUAUCCAAUGAAAGAGCACUCAGAGAAUUCCGCAGAAGCCAUCGUCGAAAUGGAGCAGGAAUAUCUGUACAAUGUUCCAAUGAUCAAAAAGAACAUCAAUGAUCUAAGAGGAAAUUUGUCGCUUCCCUUCAUUACAAGCACAGCACAGGCACUCAGAUUUGAAAGCGAACCAGACGAGGUGGAGGCGGAUCUAUUUCUGAUGACUUUUAGCGAGGGUAUACCAAGCUAA